Magallana angulata is the source of this 3052-nucleotide messenger RNA. Its product is annotated as long-chain fatty acid transport protein 2-like. The transcript has 11 exons. Bases 126 to 2009 code for a protein of 627 amino acids. The record is from RefSeq and is a predicted model, not a curated record. Gene Ontology annotation, molecular function: long-chain fatty acid transmembrane transporter activity; long-chain fatty acid-CoA ligase activity. NCBI's taxonomy places the organism in Eukaryota, Metazoa, Mollusca, Bivalvia, Ostreida, Ostreidae.
GGGAUCGGUAUUCCUUUGACCUUUGACUCCUCUUGAUAUUAGUGUUGAUUGUCAAAACUGUAAAUGUAAUCUAGAGUGCUACCACCUACCAAAAAGUUAUACAGAGUAAAAACGAGUAGAACAAGAUGCCACGGACCAGAGACAAGGUUUUGCUUGGUCUAGGAGGAGUAGCGGGUUUGUCGGUGGCAGCUUGGCAAACCAUGUUCCCUUGGCUAAAAUAUGACUUGGACUUUAUGAGAGUUGGGAAAAAGAUUGGCCAACAUAUGAGCAAGGAUAUAGAGAUAAAAAGAUAUAUCAUUGAAAUGUUUGAAGAGACUGUUGCUAGAUGUCCGAAGAAAACCAUGAUCAUUUUCGAAGACAGAGAAUAUACUUAUGAGUUCAUGAAUGAACAAGCUAAAAAGGUGGCUAAUAUCGCAUAUGAGUGGAAGUUCAAGGUUGGAGAGACAAUUGCAAUAAUCAUUCAGAACCAUCCAUCAUUUGUGUGGACAUUUUUAGGUCUCCAAAAAGUUGGUUUAGGUGUUGCUUUCAUAAAUUAUCACAACAGAAGUAAACCUCUGCUUCACACCAUAAAAGUUAGCAAGGCAAAAGCAGUGAUUGUUGGACCAGAGGAUGAGCUGUUCCAUGCCGUUGAAGAGAUUCGCCCAGAAUUAGACAUUCCUUUGUAUCUGUACGGCAAAUCCACAGCUAAUGUUCCGGAGGGCUACAUCUCGUGGGACGACCUGAUGCUGAAUUCUCCAGCCGCAGAUAUAAGCAAAAGUCUCAGAAGCAGUUUCACUCUGGUGACUCCGUGCAUUUACAUCUUCACUUCAGGAACAACAGGCUUACCUAAGCCAGCCAUCGUAAAUCAAGGGAAAGCAAUUGGCUUCUCCAAGUUUCUGCUGUUCUCGGAGAUGACCCCAGAGGACAGAGUGUACAGCACAACGCCACUGUACCACAGUGCUGCCACACUUGCUCUGUUCAGUGUGAUGGCAUUAGGUGGUACAAUGGUUCUUCGGGUCAAGUUUUCUGCAUCCCAUUAUUUUGAAGAUUGUAGGAGACACAAAGUCACUAUAGCGCAGUACAUAGGAGAGCUUGCCAGAUAUCUUUUGCAUGUACCCGAGAGGCCUGAGGAUGGUAAUCAUAACAUAAGGGCCAUGAUAGGAAAUGGACUCCGUGCAGAUAUAUGGGAGGCAUUCCAGAAGAGAUACAAAAUUCCAAAGAUAGUGGAGUUUUUCGGAGCCACAGAAGGAACAGCAGCUUUUGUAAACACAUGGGGGCGUGUUGGAUCCUGUGGACGAUUGUCUCCAUUUCUGAACAAGAUUAGUCCAACCAAAUCCUAUAUUGUACGCUACGACCCCAGAACAGAUGCUCCUCUGCGGAACAAAGAAGGAAGAUGUAUUCUUUGCAAAAUAGGAGAACCAGGGCUUAUGAUUGGAGGAAUACCAAACCCUGCACUCUAUGCAGAAGGUUUUUACCUGGGAGGUAAAGAGAUAAACGAAAAGAAGUAUGUCAGGAAUGCCUUUGUGGAGGGGGAUGCUUACUUCAACUUUGGUGAUUUAAUGUACUACGAUAAAGAUUACUUCAUCUAUUUUAAAGACCGAUUGGGAGAUACUUUCAGAUGGAAAGGUGAAAAUGUUUCCACAAAUGAGGUAGCCAAUGUGCUGACUGCACUUCCAUUUAUACAGGAUGCCAACGUGUAUGGAGUGGAGGUACCAGGUGCGGAUGGUCGGGCAGGCAUGGCUGCUAUACUGCUGAAGGACACGGUGGAGUUCCACACCGACCUACUGCCCCAGAUCUUCCACCACUGUGAGGAGAACCUGCCCGUGUAUGCUCGUCCUCUGUUCCUCCGAUUCAUCAAGGAAAUGCCCCUGACCACCACCCACAAACAGAAGAAGGUGCAAUAUGUCAAGGAGGGAUUUAAUCCAGCCAUCAUUAGUGAUCCUCUUUUCCGUGUUUCUGCUGAAACUAAAACCUACAUCCCACUCACAACAGAAAAUGUGAGCCAGUUUAUGGCCAAAUCACGACUGUAGGGCAGAGAUUAUACAUUGCUCAUAGAGUGCGUGUUCGAUGUAUCUUGACAAAAGCUCAAUCCAAACCUGGUUUAUUAAUUUUGUUUUGUACCUUCGAGUAUAGUUUACUUUUUUAUGAACUACAUGAUGAAGAAACUAUUUAUAGUGAAUGCAGAGGGACAGAGAUAGACACCAUAGACUGAGUGUUUAAACUAUGCAAUCAGUUUUUACUUGUACUAUAUACAUUUUUUUCCAUUGAAACUAGGUUUUUGAUGCACUUAUAAAGGGUUUUUUGAAGAUUAUUAAAAAUCUUGAUACUACAUACAUAUACACUGCAUCAUAGCCGCAUAUUUUUGCACAAACCUGAGGUGCUGUUAAAAUUUGAUUAUGCCUUGUUGUUAUAUGAUAAUAUUAAUUUUUAUCAUGAUUUUUAACUCAAUUUUAUAAAUUGAGGUAUGCAAAUACAGAUAAUCUUUGUGAUUUUUUUUAACUACUCAGGUCUAUAAAAUAUGAUUUUAUUUUUAACUAUUGAUUCGAUUUUUUUUCUUCAAUUUAUGAAUGAUUUAAACACCAUAAAACAAGGAUGCUAUAGAUGUACUAUAUGUGCAUUGACUUGAAUGUUAAUAUACUUCUGACAUAAUUUUAACUAUAUAGAUACAUUUAUUAUAUUUAUUACCAGUCAAUAAACUCGUAAAAUAUAAGUGUUCUAGGACAGACAUUGGAACACCGGCCCUCCUAUGAUUUACCAUGCAUUAGAACAGAAUUGACAAUUCUUUAAAAUAUUAAGUUACCCUAAAAUGUUACUGAAACAUGAUUAUGAUAUUGCUGAUUUUGAACCAUGAUUCAUUCACCAUCUUGUGUGGUGUAUGGUACUAUUUGUAACCUUUUUGCCAUUGUUAGUGAUUUCGUUGUCCACUUGAGGUUGAUUUACACUGUACAUGUAGUUUAUCUACCAUUGCAAAUGUCAUUCUGUUGAUUCAAUUAUGAUUUACAUGUACCGGUGUAUUAUUAUUGUUAUGAAUAAUAUUGUUUAAUGUUUAAAUAAAAUCACUGCUAUUGAAUAA